Lineus longissimus is the source of this 4632-nucleotide messenger RNA. RefSeq lists its product as uncharacterized. NCBI's taxonomy places the organism in Eukaryota, Metazoa, Nemertea, Pilidiophora, Heteronemertea, Lineidae. The record is from RefSeq and is a predicted model, not a curated record. Gene Ontology annotation, molecular function: protein binding. Bases 142 to 2106 code for a protein of 654 amino acids. The transcript is spliced from 3 exons.
CAGCAUAACCUUGAUAGCGGUGUAUGUACAUUGCGGACGGUCAGGAGAGUAGGCGACUCUUAGAUAUCCUGCCUCCACAUUUCGCCGAGGAGGCCCCACAUUGCAACCAAGGUAUCGCACGUCGUAUUACGAAACACCAAGAUGUCCGAAUCAGAAGAUAGCUCGGAAGACGAGGUGUGCCGACUGGCACAAUCUCUCAUAGAGGCAAUUAUGGGCGCUGUACUAAACGAUGAUCAACUCGAACAGGUGAAGAUACUGAUUGAAGAUGUUGACGAUGCUAAAAUUCGUCAGCAGGCUUUGACUAUAUGGGUGGCGAUGCUGCAAACUUAUGACGAUUUUGAUGAUGAUGAUGAUGAUGAUGAUGAUAGGUUUGCGAAGCUCGCGGUUGCGGUGAAGUCUGCCGGAGAAAGCCGAAAGGCGACCAUAGUCGGACGUCUACUCGAUUUUUGCCCUGAUCAAGAAGAAAUGCGAAAGACAUGUACUGGUGAACUUGUGACGGCCUGCAAGAACCUGAGGGUACCUUUUAUCGAAGUUCUGCUCCUCCACGGAGUUGAUCCGUACACAAGACAUAAAAUGUACCUAGACGGAUCAUUAAAGAUGCAAGAUAUUUCCCCGGUCGAGAUGUCACUUACUCAGUUCUACCGAGCGAGCGAGAAUGGUCUUGAUACAACGGAUCACGUAAAAAUCAUAAACCUCUUCCUUGACAAGAAAGAGAUUUCGACAGCUAACCAAUCGGACAGGAAGUUCAAAGGACCGACAGCGCUUUUGGCGGCCGUAGUGGCUGGUCGGUUUGACGAAGCUAAAGAAAUUGUAAUUAAUCGCGGAGUUGAUGUCAAUUCCGCAGUCGUUUUAGGUGAUUUUGGCAUGAAGUUUCCUCUUGGUGAGGCGUGCAGGCAGAGAGAUGUUGCGUUCUUCAAAUUCCUUUUGUCUAUUGGCGCUGACCCGUAUGCCGAAACACUCGUACGUAAUCCUUCGAUGUUCGAGUACGAUAAAGUACCUAUCAUCAUUGUUGAGGCUAUAUCGACAUCGAAUAUUGAAAUGAUUAAAAUAAUACUCGAUUUCGAUGACGCAUUGACGAAACCUAAUCACAUUCGCUCCGUGGCUCUGUUCGCUGCUUUCAUUGUUGGUGAUAGUGCGAAGCAAAAGCUGUUGGCCAAAUGGUGCAUAAAAGAGGACGCGGAUUUUAUAGAUACGCAGUUGUUUUUAGCAAUCCGAGAGGAAAAUAUUGAACGCGUCAAGAUGCUGCUGCCUUACGUUAUGGAUAUCAACCGGAACUUACGAUACGGUGAAGCUUACUUAUGCACAUCCCUGGAAGCAGCCGUGAGAUCAAAUAAACGAACUGACAUUUGUGACUUGCUUAUAGAGAAGGGAGCCAAAGUUAAUCUGGUAUCUGUCUAUCCCGCACAAAGCGGUUUCUCUCCCCUCAUGAUAGCCUGUAUUUACAACCGAAGAAUGGUUCCAUACCUUUUGAGAAAAGGGGCUGACGUCAACCUUCGCUGCAAUAACGGCACAACUCCCUUAGACGAUUUGGAGGCACACAUCAUGUCAGUAGAAUACCAUGAUGACGUUGAUUACCUUCGGUGUGUCUGCCUGCUGCUCCGUGAAGGGGCUAAACCAUCUGCCUCGGCAGCUAACCUUCUUUUGAUCGUGUUUCAGGAGAUUAUGUGGCCCCCCAUGCGGGAUAACUUGAGAUCGAUUGAUAAAGAUUUCUUUAGCGGAAUUAGAGAAAGGCUUGGUUAUAUUGAUUUUUUGGCCGACCAGCCAAAGCGACCAAUUUCACGUGAGCGAAUGACUGAUUCCGAAAAUCUGGAGUUGGUUAAAACCCUCGUCGAGACUGGAUCUCUGAGUUGGCGCUUGAUCGGUGAGAUCUACCAAAACAUUAAAGACCCUUCUCAUGCCAUGAAAUGCAAAGCCGUCGAGGAGUAUUUGGAAGAGUUUCUCGCCAAUGGCUACACGCUGAAAGAGAUGUGUCGCCUGAAGAUACGGGAGGUGAUGCGUCCGCCACUGAGGGCGAGUGUCACGUCGAACGACCUCGAAUAUCCGACACAACUGAAGAAGUACAUUCUCUUCCAAGGAACCCAAGACAAAAGUUGUAUGCCCGAAUGAACACUUCGCGAAACGGUAAAUUUCUGGCUGGCAGCGUGACGGUUGCUUCCCAACAUGUCAUCGUUCUCCUCUUAGCUCGCCCAGUGGCGGAGCUCCAUCAUCGUGUGAGUACAUGGGCAAUGUGCCCAAUAAAAUCUAUGUCUGCCAAAUACGGAUUUCAUGUUCGGCGCCAAACGUAAAUUGUACGUAAAUGAUACCAAACAGAGAUUUCUUUGUUGGGUGACCAAUCUUAAAAAUUGUACGUUGGGUGUCUAUUAUACAAUUUACAUUGAGCAUGUUUGGUGGAUGUUAAUUGUAUUUUAGUAAGCUCCAAGAUAAGUUUAUCAUGUUUAGCUCAAACUUCCAUUUUAUUUUGGAAUUGUUUUAGGGUGAUAACUAAAGAAAUUAAAAAUGUUUUGUUGACCCCUUAUUUCUAUUUAAAAUCUUACUUUUUUCGCAAUCUUUGAGAAAGUAUUUCACAAAACAUCGAAACUUACCAUUUGGCAAAUCUUGGCAUCUUACGAAACGGCACAUUAUGACAAUGAUAACGCCUCUAUGGAUCACUGACGUACAUGUACACCCGGUGCGAACGCGACCAAAAAUAAAUAAUUCACAGCCGAGUUUAAAAGUGUGUCAUUCUGUUCGAUGCAUUCUCUACAUGGGAUAUUCAUUGGAGGAAAAUCCAACCAAUAAAAGUUGAUGACAUCGCUGCAUCGUUGCACACAACAUUACCACGUGUAUUUAGAUUAAGUUUUUUAGAUUUUAUUUAGACUGACAUCAUUAGAUUUUCAUUAGAAUUUCCCUUCAUUUUGUCCAGCAUCCUGGACGAAGGUUUCCAUGAAAUAAUUUUGAAUUGGCGAGGUGGGCGACAAACAUAGUGUUGACCGACAAAUUUUCGCGGGAGUUUGACGCGAAGAUUCGGGAAAAUCGCCAAAAAUAUGCCCUGGUUCUAUUCAUAUCCCUGGGUCGCGCUGGGUGGUCACCUGUAGGCCAUUCGGGAGGAUGGUCCGAAUCGGCGGCAGGAAAGUUUGAGUUCACGCAAAAGUUUUAAUUGAUUGGGGAACCUGAAAGAUUUUUUUAAUCAUCCGUCCAAAAAAGCACUUUUUGACCGCCAAGGUUUUUUGCAUCUCACCAAGAUUUAAAAGGUAUUAUACCCCUGCUUUGUUUAAACGGGAGUAAAGGCCUCGAGGUUCGGGAUGGUUUACACAAACAUCACCAAUUAUAGCAGGCAUUCUUCCUGAGCAACCAGUCCAAUAACAUUUCGGUGAUUUCUGCACGUCAUCCGAGAGUUUCAAUUAAAAUAAGGACUCACUCUGGAUGUCACAAAAUGCCCUGCCUCUUCACAUCAAAACGGAGGUCCUUCCGCACGAAUAGGUUCACAGUUUAAAAUUGCAUGUUUACAUAUAUUAUUGCAAAAAUCUAAUGGGACAAUAUCCUUUUGAAAAAGAUGAUUUAUUCCGCAUCGCUUUGAAGCCAACUAUUAGCUUUCAAGGCGUUUUAUGAAGUUUAUCGCUCGGUUCAGCGAUUUUGAUUGCGAUAUAGCAUGCAAACGCCGAAGGAGUAUUUAUAAUACACGCAAAUUAUGAGCAAAAUCCUGGCCUAUCUGUUACCGAUAAAGAAGUCCGUAUUAUUAAUACUAUUUACAAUUUACGGAAUUCUGGUCAAAUUAAUGCAUUAAUUGCCGGUUAUUACGUAUUUUUCGAAUAACUUUUUGGGUAUGGCUGAGCGGAAUCUGCGGAAUCUGCGGAACCUGCGGAAACUGUGGAAAGUGAAAACAGUAUGAGAAUAUCGAUAUUAACUACAUGUACAUGUAUAUUUAACAAACAUUUUCAAUAUUGUUAUAAAAAUCGCCAUGCCCUAUUCUUUGGCUGUGGAGUGUGUAACUUCAUAAUUUGAUUUUAAAAGCGUCGCCGUUCGUUAACGAUUUUUAAUUUUCAAUUAGAUUUGAAAAUUGUGUAAAUACAUACUCAAAAAAAAUGUAAACGAUGUUGUUGUGUAGAGAGAUACAGUACCUACUUUUAUUUUCAAACUUUUCUAAGGCCUUUAAGAUAGCUGUCAGAACGGCUGCGCCGGGUAUUUAGUCAUCAAGGGCGACUUCCGAUUCCAUUCCCAUUUUCAAUACUGAGGAGUCAUUAACCUUUCUGGCUAAUACGAUUAUGUAUAUAGUAUACAAAUGUCAAAUGUCUUCAAAGGGUUUCAGCAAAAUAUAUCCCCCUUGUUUCCGUAAUGGUAGUACACUGUAGUUGUCGUUGUAGAGAGUACAAGACCUCGUCGAAUGUCAAAAGGUCAAAAUGAUAUCUCUUGAACCUGCUUUUCUAGCACCGCGGUUCUUUUUAGUUCACAACUUUUACAACCUAACUUCUAUCAUACACCUGCACCGGAGGCUACCAAGGUACAUUUGCAUAAUUGCGACACCUGGACCAAUAAUUCAGAUUCAAAUUGAUGAAUAAACUCACACUUUGCAGUCCCUGUUAUGGCAUUUACAUGUACAUGUACAUGCACUAUUAGGCUGUACAAUAAAAGCCUAUGAUUUGUGCUCAUUGUCUU